Hyphopichia burtonii NRRL Y-1933 is the source of this 3033-nucleotide messenger RNA. It is a transcript of the gene MED14, whose product is annotated as Med14p. Gene Ontology annotation, cellular component: mediator complex; core mediator complex. Gene Ontology annotation, molecular function: transcription coregulator activity. The annotation marks the transcript as partial. The transcript has a single exon. The record is from RefSeq and is a predicted model, not a curated record. Gene Ontology annotation, biological process: regulation of transcription by RNA polymerase II. NCBI's taxonomy places the organism in Eukaryota, Fungi, Ascomycota, Pichiomycetes, Serinales, Debaryomycetaceae.
AAGUCACCGCCUCCGAUCCCUCAUAUAUCAAAUAAUAUUAUCCCGUUAUCAAAUAUAUUAAAGUUCUAUACUCAAGAAGCUUAUAAACAAUUACUAACUAUAAUUGAAAAUCUAUCAAGCACUGUUGAAUCGGAAUCGGAUUCUAAUCGUAAGAAGAAAUUUUUGACUGCCAUUAUUUCGUUGAGACAGGAUUUUAUCAAAAUUUAUACUUUAGUGAAAUGGGCACAAAAUUCAAAAGAUGUUUCUAAAUUAAUCGAUUUGUUAAAUUUCUUAAGAAGUCAAGAUUUCUAUUUUGAACAAUUAGGAUUUGGAUUAAAUGAAUUAAAUAGAUACCUGGGUGCUCAACUACCAAAUAGUGAUUUGUUGUCAAGUUUAGAAAUUUUAAUUAAAGGUAGACCUCAAUUACCUUCUUAUAACCUUAUAAAACCUUUGAAGAUUUCGACUGAGAAAACGUUGGAAGUCUUACAGGAUCUAAAUUUGAUUUUAACUACUAGAAUGGCUUUAAUUGAUGACUUGCCUAAAAGAUUCAUGAAUAACUAUACCAUUAAAGAUGGUAGAGUUAUCUUCACUAUCCCAAAUGAGUUUGAAGUUGCUAUAACUGUAGCUAAUGAUUUAAUAAUCGAUAAAAUAGAAGACUAUUAUCAAUCUCCAUUUUUUUUCAUAUCUUUUAAAUUUUUAUUUGGUAUAAAUCCGGAUACUUCACUAAUAACUCAUAAGGAUAAUAAAAUAGCUACCAAGUUACCCCAAAAAUCUCACGAAAAUUUGGAAAGAAUUAUAAAUCAAGUUCUAUUAAAACAAGGUUUAAAUGGUUUAUACGAUACUUUGCAUAAAUACUCAAUUUCAUUCAAGUUAUAUUUAAUUGCAAGACAAUUGAAGGAAUUAUCAACAAAUAGCAAAUGGAAAAAUUCCAUUCAAUUCAAAUAUCAAUCUUCUUUAAUCAUCAUUAAUUAUUGGUCAUCUCAUUACCUUUCGAGAAAUUGGAAAUCAUUUAUAGAAUUGGGAAUUGACAAAAACUAUAAUUUAAAUUUUAGAUGGUUCAAAAAUGGUAGAUAUAGCACAGCCCAUCUUAACAAAGAUUCUGAAAAGGAUAGUACUGGUAUUCUCUCUGAAAGUAUACCGGGGUUUAACUCUAAUGAUGAUGAGGAAGAUUUAAGUGUUGAUUUGAUUUUAAACAUCAUCAUUAAUAAACAUUCGGAAUCUUCGAUUUCAAAUAUUUAUUCAAAAUUGUUAGAACUAUUACCUGAAGAUUCAUGUUCAAUACUAUCACCUCAUCAACUUCUACUUAAUUUAACUCCAACCAAAAAAACCAUUUUUGCCAUAAAUCCAUUAACUGGAUUCUUCUAUUUCAUGGACCCUUCUCCAAUUCAAAAUUAUAUCACUAAGAGAAUUAAUAGUCAACCUUCAAUAAUAAAAAAUAAAAAUUUCAUAACUGAAGAUGAUAUGAUGAAUAACGUUGUGUCAAAUUUAAUUCAAUUAAAAUUAGAAACUUUAAAUAAAGAAAUCAAUAAUAAAUUAAUAACAACCGAAUGGAUAUCAAACAACAUAAUUCAUUUGAACGAUUUGGAAACAUUAAAGUUAUUUGAGUUUGAUAUAAAUGAAAAAGAACAAUCAAAUAAUAAAAUUCAGUUUUAUCGUUGUAAAAACUGGCCUUCUAGCUGGUUUUUAAUUAAUCUUAUCGCAGGAUUAACUUCAAAAACAUAUUGGUGGGUUGCCAGAAUUAAAUCGAUCAAAGGUGAAUGGAAAAUUCAAUGGGUCGAAAAAUUGAAGGUAAAUGAUGAUUUAAGUUAUGAAUUUUUCGACGAUUUAUCCAUUACUUGUUCUAAUAAGAUAAUCGAUCAUAUGAUUACUGAAGAGUUACAAAUAAGAAGUUCGAGAUUCUUGAAAGUCGAAAAAAAUGCUAUAGAUGUUUUUAAAUUACCAUUGGACAAGAAUAUUGAUACAAACACCAUCUACGAAUCAAUAAUAAUGAUUCAUAAUCAUGGUGAAUUCUUACCUCUUAGCAAUUCAUCAAAUAGUUUGUUUUUGCUAGUAAAAUUAACCAAUACCAAUAAUGUCACUCAAAUGAAUUUAAGACUUAUGGGACAUAUCAAAAAUUUACCACUAAACGAUAAUAGUAACGAUGACUUUUCUAAAUUGAGUUUACUGUUUAAAAAAGAUAUGUUUGAAAUUGUUGACUUAAUCGAUUUGACCUCAAGAAUGAACGAUUCCGAACACGAUAACAGCAACAACAAGUUGUUAUUAGACAAUUUGUUUAACAAUUUAAACAAAUUAAAUCAAUUAAUAAAAUUGCUUGAACAGUUAAACAAAACUAAUAUUGAGAUCAUUCAAAAUCAAAUCAAUGAAAUUUCUAUAAAAAUAAAUCCAAUUUACUCGACAUUCAAGUUGGUCUUACCUGAACAAGAAAACGGAUCAAUCACAAUAUUAACAGACAAAGAUGAGUUGAAUGAAGUUAAGAUAAUGGUUAAGUUUUUGAAUCAAAAUUCAAUAGAAAAGAAAAAUACAAUGAUUGGAUCUAUUAAAUAUUUGCAAGAGCUUGUCCCAAUCCUUAAAGCUUUGCGUGCGAUCCAAACCCAUUUAAUCAUAAACAACUCAAUGAAAUUGUCGAAUGGACUUCAAAAAUUACAGUUUGAUACCAGACUAGAAAAUCUAAACACAAUCCAAUUUGUUUACACGAUAAAUUCCAUCAAUCCAAGUAACCCCAAAAAGGUUGCCAAAGACCGAAUAUCAUUAUGUUUGAAUUUUAAAAUGAAUAAGUUUGCAAAAAAAGAAAAAUUAUUAAUCAGAUUAUCGAUGAAGGAUAAUUUGAACUCAAGAAAUUUGAAGUUCAAAAAACUAUUCGAGUCUAUUUUCAAAUCGAUUAAUGAGUUUGAUGCAAGCUUGUCAUCUGUCAAUAACACAAAUGGAUCGACAAAUGGGUCAGCGAAUGGGAAAACAUCUACAACUACUUUGAUGAAAUUCAAUUAUGAUUAUCUAUUAGAUUCAAUUUUACUUGAAGAUAUGAUGAUGAGAAUUGCAGACUGUUUUUUGAAUUAU